Messenger RNA from Pocillopora verrucosa, 2942 nucleotides. Its product is annotated as fibroblast growth factor receptor 1. NCBI's taxonomy places the organism in Eukaryota, Metazoa, Cnidaria, Anthozoa, Scleractinia, Pocilloporidae. Gene Ontology annotation, biological process: protein phosphorylation; positive regulation of kinase activity; multicellular organism development. The record is from RefSeq and is a predicted model, not a curated record. Gene Ontology annotation, molecular function: transmembrane receptor protein tyrosine kinase activity; ATP binding. Gene Ontology annotation, cellular component: plasma membrane; signaling receptor complex.
UAUGGUUCAGUUUUAACAAAAACAAAAGGAAUUUAUUUAGCAUUAUUAGACCAAGGAGCUUGCUUGUUAUUAAAAAAGUUUGUGUUGAGAUAUCAUUUCUGCUCUGAAACGGUCGCUUUCAAAAUGGUUAGAUUUUCAAGAACAGUUGCCCCAGCAAACGACAGGAAUUUAACCAAACAAGAAGGAGAAUGUACAGAUCCUAACUCGAUUACGAAAAACAACAAAAAGUUGUUUGGCGUGUGUCUUAGUAAUGGGGAGUGGAACAUUACAGAUAACUCAACCUGCCUUUGCAAUUAUGGUUAUGAGUUGACGAAUGGAUCUUUCACAUGCAAAGAGUGUCAGAGAGGCUUCUAUAAGGAUUCUGUUAGUUAUUCAAAAUGCGUGCCUUGUCCUGCAAAUUCAGCAUCUGAUACUGGCAGAACUGGUUGCACGUGUAAAGAAGGUUACUACAGAUCAUCUAAUCUGGCAGAUUGUGAAGUCAUGGAAAAAGCACUGAUCAACAUAACCAUGGUCAUCACCAGUGAAAGUUGUGCUGAUGGGAAAUACGACAUAUCUUCAUUACUGAAGAGACUCAAGGAAGUGAUGGAAGAGGCUUUUGCAUGGAGAUUUGCAGGUUUCAAAAGUGUGCAGUUGAAAAGUAGCAUCAGGUGUGAAAGUACAACUUUUUACCUUACACUCAUAAUCGAUUCCAAAGUAAAAGAGCAAGAUGUUAUAAUAGUACUUCGUGAUGCUUCCAGAGAUGGGAAGCUUGGAGACUUCACUGUGAGUGCUGUAAAAAGGACAAGAUUGCAAAUUGACUUCGAAACUGGAACUAAUGAAGCAGACACAAUAACGGCACCCGGCAGUGCCACAGGGAUCACUGUUAGUGUGGUGGUUGGAUCAAUUGCCGCGCUGGCUGUUGCUGCUGGGAUAUUUGUCUUUUUCGUAUGGAAGUGGAGAAAGAACUCAAAUGAAACACGAAGAAGAGAGAGGACAGACAGAGAUACAAUUGAGGAAACAGGGGAUGUUGUUACUGGACUUGAGAUGGCGGAAGCUUCUCAAAGCCACCAGUAUAUGGCAUUGGAUGAGGGGAAUCGGUCACCGGCGAACUGUCCACAACCGAGCCAGUCUGUCACCGAAUACACCUCUAUAUAUUCAUCACCAUGCUGUUGGGAGAUUCCUACAGAGCUUGUGACUCUAGAAAAGGUCGUUGGUGAAGGGGCUUUUGGUCAGGUUGUUAAGGCAACAGUCAUAGGUCUCCAGGGGAAACCAACGAAAACACUUGUGGCUGUUAAGAUGUUGAAAGAUCACGCUUCUGAGUCGGACAGGAAGGACUUGUUGUCCGAACUUCGAUUGAUGAAGGAACUCGAUGCUCAUCCUCAUGUUAUUAAACUUCUGGGAUGUGUCACGAAAUCUGGGCCAUUGAUGGUGUUGAUUGAAUACGUACCCUAUGGAGAUCUACUGGGAUACCUCAGAAAGAGUCGUGGAUUAAAUGAUACUUACUUCGAAGACCCGGAUAUUAAACCACAAAGUAAUCUGACGUCAGAGCAGCUGAUGAAGUUUGCGUGGCAAGUUGCCGAUGGAAUGUCGUAUUUGUCAUCGAUACCAAUUAUCCAUCGAGACCUUGCAGCUCGUAAUGUGUUGGUUGGAAAAGGAGAAACGUGCAAAGUAACAGACUUUGGUAUGGCCAGAGACGUCAAAGAGGAGAGCAUUUAUCAACGGAAGUCUAAGGGACGUCUUCCUGUUAAAUGGACUGCCAUUGAGGCAUUGCUGUACGGAAAAUAUUCUACAAAGAGUGAUGUAUGGAGCUACGGAGUUCUCCUCUAUGAGAUCUUCACGAUUGGUGGUUCACCGUAUCCAGGGAAGGAUGCAAAAAAAAUGGCAAAGUUGCUAGAGAGGGGAUACAGAAUGCCUAAACCACAACAUGUGGAUGAGAAGUUGUAUGACGUAAUGACAAACUGUUGGAACGACGACCCUAACUUGAGACCAUCUUUUGAAAAUCUGAGGAAAGAACUCAAAGAAAUGGAAAACCGGCACAAGGGGCUGAUAAACUUAAGCAAUUACGACGAUCGACUCUACGUUAAUGUUGACGAUCUUGCUGUGUAAGCGUAUGCAUUGUUAUGGAGCAAAGGAUUAAGUGAUAAGUCUUGCAGCCCAAGGAGAUCGUAUGCUAUUUUCUCUGUGUAUUUGAAGUUAACCUUUCAUCCUUUGUUAAUACAAAACAAGCUGUCUAACAGCGAAGGGAAGAACAGUAUAACUUUCCUUUAGUUUCACGUGUAUCUUUUAGUAUUUUUGUCUUGAAAUGACACACGAUUUUUUAGAAAUUUGUUACAAGUGAUAUAAAUUAAAAUUAAUGUUUCAGACUAAAUAUUCAUUUUCGUGUACAGUGUAAAACUGUUGAGGAAUUUAUGAGAAUAAUAGUGUUUUUAUGACAUUUAUUUGACGGCUGUUCUGUGAAUUGCACUCUAAAUCAAAGGAUUGUUAAUUAAGCUAAUGAUUGGACAAAGUCUUUUUCUUUUGUUAUUUAAACAAUUUUUUUUCGCUGAAAUUUUUUAUGUCAGGUUGAUACAUUUUUCUGUGUUGUACAGCAUCGUAAAAAUCAAUAAAUAGUUUCUGUUGGUGACCACGAUGGGGCGUUGAAGUCUUGAGCGGCAUCCACUGUUAGGGAACCCAUUUCCACUUUGAACAAGGCAAGGGUGAAUGGGUAUUCUAGUUCGUGGCAAGAACAACUGGCCAAGAUAACACUGAUCGUCACCGGCCGCUUAAGAUUGCGUAUAGAAAAAUGCAACUGCAUUGGAAUAUAGUUUCCAUGAACAUCAAGAUGAAGCCGAUGAGGAACACCAAUUAUAAGAUAGCGGUCAUUUUUGCUUAUGCGAAGUCUCGGAACAUCAGGAAUACGUCAUAUUCUCUCUUUUAGCAAAUUAACAUCAGUUUUCGGGGAAUUUAUCAGAGAGUUUCGGCUA